Maniola jurtina (meadow brown) is the source of this 819-nucleotide messenger RNA. Its product is annotated as lisH domain-containing protein C1711.05-like. The record is from RefSeq and is a predicted model, not a curated record. Lineage: Eukaryota; Metazoa; Arthropoda; Insecta; Lepidoptera; Nymphalidae. The coding region runs from base 94 to 726 and encodes 210 amino acids. The transcript is spliced from 8 exons.
UUUAUCAGUUCUUAUAUUAUAGUUCAAAUAUUCGUACGUCAACAGAGGACCGGAUAAUAUUUUGAAUUUUAAGCUUUAAAAAUAAAUACAAAAAUGCGCUAUUUAUUAUUAAUAAUAGCUGUAAUUGUAACAUCAGCUUUUGUUCAAGGAAAGUCAUUGAGGAAAGUUUGUCAAGACACCAACGACAUAAGCGAUGAGAAAUCAUUAUUAUGUAAAAUAAUUAAGGAAAAAAUCAAUUGCGAUAGCUCAUCAUCAUCGUCAUCAGAAGAGGAUAACGAUGGUACAAGGAAAUCCUCAUGUAACAAGAACAAGGAACAAAAAAGUGAUUCAUCAUCAUCUUCUUCUUCUUCAUCAUCGUCGUCGUCAUCAGAAGAAGAUGAUAACAAGUGUAAUAAGAAAUCUUCUUGUAAAGGAAAAAAUAAAUGUGACGUGAGUUCUUCAUCAUCAUCAUCAUCGUCUUCAUCAGAGGAAGAUAAUGAUUGCAAUAAGAAAGCUAAUGAUAAAUCUUCAUCUUCUUCAUCGUCGUCAUCAUCAUCGUCAUCUGAGGAAGAUAAUGACUGUAAUAAGGGCCGUGGGAAAAAAGACAAUGAUUCGUCUUCCUCCUCGUCGUCAUCGUCUGAAGAGGAUGGGAAUAGUAAAUGUCAAUAUUCGAAAACUAAAUCUAACAGCCAUUCCAAGAAGUCGCGUCACUUGAAGAAAGUUAUAAUAGUAAGCUCUUCAAAGUGAUGCAGUUACCUGGUUCAUCAUAUCUAUCCUGGUUAGUCAGAAUAUUAUUGUUUUAUUUGUUUAGGUGAAAAUGAAAUAAAUAUUUUGUAUUGG